Acanthamoeba castellanii str. Neff is the source of this 846-nucleotide messenger RNA. RefSeq lists its product as uncharacterized. The transcript has 2 exons. Lineage: Eukaryota; Discosea; Longamoebia; Acanthamoebidae. Bases 1 to 846 code for a protein of 281 amino acids. The record is from RefSeq and is a predicted model, not a curated record.
AUGGAGACAGAGACGCCUCUGGUCGUGCAGGACCUCAUGUCGGAGCCCGUGCCCAUCGGCUACGCGGUCCUCGAGGAGCAGACCACCACACAGGCGCACCACCACCACCACCACCACCAGCAGCAAGAUGAAGAAGAAGAGGUGAGGGAGGAAGCGCCUGUUGUGGACGAAGUGGUGGCGGUGGCCGACGAGGCGGCGGCGCCCACGCCCGUCGUGUUGGUGAGCGACACCACCACGACAGCCAACGAACAAACUUCUUCAGAGCCGAUGGUGCUCGAGGAGGAGGAGGAGGCAGAGGCCGCUGCGACGACGAGUGGGGCGGAGCUGACGCCCGACGACGACGUGGUGGUGAUGCGGGCCGUUCUGUCGCAGGACCUCGAGCCGCCCGCGCGCAUGCCGCUCAGCCCCAAGGGCCCCAAGCAGCCGCAGCCGCAGCGGGACGAGGCAGACGCGACGGCGGGAGCGGCGGUGGCGGAGGCGGGCGCGAAGCGUGCGUUCGAGGCGAAGCGGCGGCUGGUGGAGGGGGUGUUCUCGGGCGGGGCGAAGCGGCCGGCCUACCGGGAGGAGGGCGACGACGGGAGCGAGGCGGCCAAGCGGCUCCUCGAGGAGAGCCAGCGCGAGGCGGAGAACGCGGAGAAGGAGGCGGAGGACAUCGAAGACGAAAUCCGACGGCUCGAGCAGGAGCUCGCCGAAGAAGAGGACGAUGACGACGACGACGAUGUCGAAGACGAAGACGACGUCGACGCUGGCGAUGAUGAUGACGAAGAGGAAGAGGAAGAGGAGCCACUAACACCACCUCGACCGGAAACUGUUGGUCGCCCUUGCUGUUCCUUGGGUUCGAUCUGA